Molecule: messenger RNA, 1596 nt
Organism: Phytophthora infestans T30-4
Lineage: Eukaryota; Oomycota; Peronosporomycetes; Peronosporales; Peronosporaceae
Product: phosphoethanolamine N-methyltransferase, putative
Exons: 2
Coding region: 1-1596 (531 amino acids)
Source: RefSeq, a predicted model, not a curated record
AUGCGUCGCUUCCAGAUUCAAGUGGCACCCGCCGCUGUCGCUAGUUGCAUGCUUACCUCAUUCUCAAAUCUCACCCCAAGAGCUCAAGCAACCGCAACGGAGAAGUCAAACGCCAAAAACAUGCCUGUGGCACGCGAGCUGAUGAAGGCGUACUGGGAAGGCCACAGCUCGAGCGCCACAGUGGAAACCAUGAUGCUCGACUCCCACGCCAAGACGCUGACCGAGCUGGAGCUCCCCGAGAUCCUAAACAAAGCCCCUUGCUUGGAAAACAAGGAUGUGCUGGAGCUUGCCGCUGGUAUCGGUCGGUACACGUCCGUCAUUGCCACAAAGGCCAAGUCGGUCACGGCAGUGGAGUUUAUCGAGGAUUUCAUCAAAGUGAAUGCGGACAACAACGGCCACCUGGGGAACAUCAAGUUCUUGUGCAAAGACGUCGUCAAUCUCGAGGCAGAGCCGAACUCUUUCGAUGUGAUCUUCUCCAACUGGAUUUUAAUGUACAUGGAGGAUGAGGAGGUCAAGGCGUUCGCAAAGAAAGCAGUCAAGUGGCUACGUCCCGGUGGCAAAUUAUUCUUCCGCGAGUCGUGUUUCAAGCAAUCCGGCGACUUCGAGCGAAGUCCAAAUCCCACCCACUACCGUCAUCCGGGAUUCUACAUUGGCGCCUUUGGCUCUGUGGUGUCAAAGGAAGAGAAUCGGGAUCUUGGGUACUUUAACCUUGAGUCGUCGGGUAGUGUCGCCGUCUACCGCAAGAUCAAAAAGAACAACGGACAGGUAUAUUUCAGCUACACAAAAGCCAUCAAAGAAGGAUCUUCCGAGGAGGAUGUGGCCACUUUCCAGAAGUUCCUCGAUGAGCAACAAUACUCCAACCAGAGUAUCACUCGUUACGAGAAGAUCUUUGGAGAGGGAUAUGUGAGCACUGGUGGACAGACUACUACCACUGAGUUCGUUGAGAAACUCAACCUCCAACCGGGUGAGAGGGUGCUAGAUGUGGGCUGUGGGAUCGGCGGAGGUGACUUCUACAUGGCCCGCCAGUUCGGCGUCUCCGUUGUGGGUAUCGAUCUCUCCACCAAUAUGGUUCACCGCGCUCUUGAAACGUCCAUGAAGGACCCAAGUGUCGACGUGGAAUUUGAGAUCUGCGACGCCACUAAGAAGGAGUUUGCCGACGCUUCCUUCGACGUCGUGUACUCUCGUGACACCAUUCUGCACAUUGAGGACAAGGAAGCAUUGUUUGCCAAGUUCUUCCGUUGGCUGAAGCCUGGAGGUCGUGUCCUCAUCUCGGACUACUGCCAAGGCGAGCAGGAGCCUUCGGACCGCUUCAAAGCGUAUGUUGCAGGUCGUGGAUAUUAUUUGUUGUCCCCGUCUCAGUACGGUAGAGUGCUGGAGUCUGUGGGGUUCACAUCUGUCCAGGCUGAAGACCGUACGGAGCAGUUUGUGGGGGUCUUGAAAGAUGAGCUGACUCGCACACUGGCACAAAAGGAUCAGUUUGUUGCGGAGACGAGCGAGUCGGACUUUAAGUACAUCGUCGAUGGUUGGGAGGCCAAGAUCGUUCGUUGCGGGGAGGGCGACCAGAAGUGGGGUCUCUUCUACGGCAAGAAGGAGUAG